AUUGAUGCAACUUCAUGUCAGUGGCGGAGAAGACGGCAGGUUGUUGGUCGGUGGAAAAUGGCGAGGCUGCGCGAAUUGCACGAUACGAAGGAUGAUUGUCGUGUUGAUUGAUGGUCGCAUUUUGAGCCAAGGUGGAAAAAUGAAAUAUACGUAGAAAAAAGGAUGAUGCCAACAGAUUCAUCGUUCUGUUCAGUUCGAUUCACGUUGCGACAAAGCAUCACGAGCGCGACUGUCAUACUGAGAGAAGAAGAGAGAGAGGGAAAGAGACAGAGAGCGCUCGCGAAGGACCAAAAAGAAAAGUGAUCUCGCGCGACGGUCGGUGGUUCGGUGGUUGCAAAACGUCACGCAGCAAUCCGCGUUACGAUCAUUAGCGAUCCGUUCGUUCGUUCGUCCGUUCGCACGCUCGUACGCCUCGCAAGUGACGGCGAAUCCAAGUGGAGUCUUCGACGCACGAUGAAGACGACAAUAACGCGCAGAUAACAUGAUGAAGCAUCGCCGAAUCAUCAUCAUCGCUCGUUGAUUUUCGUACAACGGGACGUUCCGAGGCCGCUCAAGUGUAUAUAUGUGUUCCCCGCGUUGACCCUUGAACGAUUGGCUCGCUCGAGGUUAUAAGCAGUUAUGCGCCUGACGUUCGGCCCGCCGACGAAUGUUGACCGAGGUGGAUUGCUGCUAGCCACAGACUCUGGCAGCUCGGCCGAAUGGACGGUGCACCGAUUGACGAGUUGGCAGAGUGACGAUCCGAAGUCAGAAAUGCGCACUCCUCGGCAUUAACGUCGACGUCUCGUGAUCGGGAUCUGUUUAACUGGCUGUGAAAGGCGCAACAUAACUGUAUCGAGUCCAAAGAGUUGAGUAGUGAGUAUAUAGAUACAUAUAUAUAUAUAUAUAUAUAUAUAUAUUCAAAAUACUGGUCAAAAUGGAUCAAGAAACUGUAUACGGCACGCACGAGGAUAGCCAUGUUGUCAUGUCGGAGAAGGUGCAGUCUCUGGCAGGCAGCAUCUAUCAAGAGUUCGAAAAGAUGAUAGCGAGAUACGACGAGGAUGUAGUGAAAGACUUAAUGCCUCUGCUAGUCAAUGUGUUAGAAUGCUUGGAUAUAUCCUAUACCGAGAAUCAAGAACGCGAGGUCGAGCUAGAGCUGCUGAGAGAGGACAAUGAACAGCUUGUCACGCAGUAUGAAAGAGAAAAACAAUUAAGAAAAGCAUCAGAUCAGAAACUCCUUGAGCUGGAAGAUGUUUCGGAGGAUGAGAGAAAGGAGCUCAUGUCGAAAAUCGACAGUUUAGAAUCUAUCGUAAGAAUGCUGGAACUGAAGACAAAGAACUCACACGAUCACGUUGGCCGGCUCGAAGAGAAAGAAGCCGAACUGAAACGCGAGUAUUCUCGUCUGCACGAUAGAUAUACGGAAUUAUUUAAGACCCAUGUCGAUUACAUGGAGAGAACCAAAAUGCUGGUCGGCAGCACAGAAAGAUUGGAGAGUGUAUCUGCCAGCAGAGCACCAUCCAGAUUACCAUCCCUUGGACUUGCUCACAUGUCGCGUAGCUCCGGGCCAUUGAGCUACGGCUUCCAGAGCUUGGAAGCUAGUAUAAACGCCGAAGAUGUUCAGGAGGAUAUCGUACCAAAUGCCGCUAACUUAAGGACCGAAAUGUUGGACAGCAGUAGCGAAGCUGCUAUUGAGACAUCCGACAAAAGCCAACUGACUGAUCAACCAAUGCAGGAGAACAAGACUACAGCUAUAUCUAGACAUGAAAGUCCAGAAACGGAAGUACCGCCGUCUUUAAUGACACCAACAACGCCGACCGUAGGCAUAGAAAAAUUAGCCACUACUCCAAGCGGUAGAAGCAGAACUGAAAGAGAACAACGAAGCGGCAACACAUUGUAUCAAGAACUAAGUUUCCAAGAUGCCGAUGCCUUGGGCGAGAUGGACGAGGGCGCAGAUAUUACUGGAAGCCUGGUGCAUCCUGGAGAAUACGCUUCAUCAGUCAAUGACAACUUUUUCGGUAUGGGGAAGGAGGUAGAAAAUCUUAUCAUGGAGAAUAACGAGCUACUUGCCACAAAAAAUGCGCUCAAUGUCGUGAAGGACGAUUUGAUAGUCAAAGUGGAUGAAUUAACCAGUGAACAAGAGAUACUACGCGAGGAGGUGCGCGGUCUGCAACAGGCGCGAGAACGAUUGCGACAGCGAGUCGCCGCUCUCGAGGAAGAAUUGAAGAAAGUUAAGGAGGAAGCGGAGGCGGCGGCUAAAGCAACAAAGAGCGACGACGAAGAGGAUGUGCCUCUCUCUCAGAGGAAGCGAUUCACGCGGGUGGAGAUGGCAAGAGUACUCAUGGAACGAAAUCAGUAUAAAGAACGCUUCAUGGAGCUCCAGGAGGCUGUCAGGUGGACGGAGAUGAUAAGAGCCAGCAAGACCGAUCCUUCCAGCAUCUCCGGGGGGAAAGGUUCAGUCUGGAAGUUUUUUAGUAAUCUCUUCACAGGCCCGGCCGAUCGGGGAACACUGGUGCGCUCCGCACAUACGUUACCCCAUGUACGAUACAGCGCACCGGCGAAUCAGGUCGUUCCGGCGCCGCCUCUGGAUGCCAUGCGUAGACGUACGUUGAAAAGUCGCCAAGACUUUCUCGACCAAGGAGACACCAUAGAUACCUGGUUUUUCUGGCUUCGGGUGGGGUGCUUAUUGGUCAGCAGAUCGUCCGAGAAACUCGUAGCAAGACGCGCGAACGAACGAAGGGAACAGUAUCGCCAGGUGCGGGCGCACGUCAAGAAGGAGGACGGUCGUCUGCAGGCUUACGGAUGGAGUUUACCGGGAAAACCGAGCGCCCCUGUCAGACAACCCCCCGUCCCGGUACCAGUGUACUGUCGACCGCUACAGGAAACCGAGCCGGGCAUGAAGAUUUGGUGCGGCGCCGGUGUAAAUCUGAGUGGCGGUAAGACGCGCGAUGGCGGUUGCAUGAUAGGCGGCAGCGUGUUCUACGCCGCCGAGGCCCGAGAGACCAGCAACAACGGAGCAAAGGCGGACGGCGUCGAGGACGCCGUCGAGCAUCUGGACAAGGAGCUGCAGGAGAGCGAGAACCGGCGUCUCGAGGCGGAGCAGUGGGAGCAACAGCUCAGCUCGCUCGUUUGGAUCUGUACAUCGACGCAGAAGAUGUCGAAGGUCACUGUGAUAGACGCGAACAAUCCAGCGGACGUUCUGGAGGUGUUCAAUGUCUGCCAGGGACACCUGCUUUGCAUCGCCAGUGUGCCUGGCGCUAAGGAGAGCGACUAUGCGCAGUCUUCGAACGAGAACUCGAUUCGCAACUCGACGAACGGCGCGAACGACAACGAUAACAACAACAGUGUCUGCGAGGACGCCGCGAAUGCAAAUGAGAACGCGGAGCAGAACGAUCAGAAGAACCAUCAAGACGUCGAAGCAGCUGUUGACAAAAGCAAGAACGAGUCCGACAAUCAGUCGGAAGACCAAGCAAACGAGAAUACCGAGAAGACCGUUGAGACAGAUCAGAACUCCACGAAUGAGCCCCAGAGCUUAGAGAGUGUAGAUAGCGAAACCGCGAAUUUAGGCAAGGUACACUUCGUGCGCUGUAACGGAGAAACGAAUUCUUCGCGAUUGAACGACAAGGACAUGGUGAACGAAGACGCGAAGGAGGAAGUCGCCGAAGAAACUCCUAACGAGAAGAUGUCCUCCAUACAACCAACUAUGUGGCUCGGAGCUCAAAACGGUGCGGUCUUUGUACAUUCGGCUGUCGCCAAGUGGUCAGUCUGCUUGCACUCCGUGAAGCUGAGAGAUGCAGCUUUAGCUAUUGUGCAUGUGCAAGGCCGAGUGCUGAUCGCUUUGGCGGACGGAACCGUGACGAUAUUCCGUAGAGGCGCGGACGGACAGUGGGACUUGUCUCAGUAUCACGUGAUUACACUAGGCAGCCCUCAACAUUCCAUCAGAUGCAUGACCGCGGUUAGCGGGAAGACCGUGUGGUGCGGAUACAGAAAUAAGAUUCACGUGAUCGAUCCUGUCUCGAUGACACUCGAGUGCACGGUGGAUGCACAUCCUCGCAGGGAGUCUCAAGUGCGACAACUGGCGUGGCUCGGUGACGGCGUGUGGGUCAGCAUCAGGCUUGAUUCAACGUUGAGGCUCUAUCAUGCUCACACUUAUCAACAUCUCCAGGACGUCGAUAUAGAACCAUACGUCAGCAAGAUGCUCGGCACGGGAAAACUCGGUUUUUCCUUCGUGCGCAUUACUGCUUUGCUCAUCUCCUCGAACAGACUGUGGAUCGGUACUGGUAACGGAGUGAUAAUCUCGGUACCGCUGUCGGAGAGUGCGAGCGGUUCAUUGACGGUGUCUAGAGUACAGACGGGCGGCGGGAAAGGCGAUGCGCCAGGAGUUGGGAUCAGGGUGUUCGCGUCGGAUCGAAGUGUCACACCGGGAACUUUCAUACCUUAUUGUAGCAUGGCCCAUGCGCAGCUCAGUUUUCAUGGACACAGAGACGCCGUAAAAAUGUUCGUCGCUGUACCCGGUCAAGGUGGUCACAGCGCAGUGACAGAUGGAACGCAGCCUGCAAUGCUCGUCCUCUCGGGCGGUGAGGGUUACAUCGAUUUCAGAGUUGGUGAUGGCGAGGAGACGGAGGAGGGCAUGGACCGAGCGAAUUCCACGGUCAGCAACGUAGAGGAGCACGGCGAGCAGAGUCAUCUGAUCGUGUGGCAAGUACAGUGUCCUUUACCGAUGCCAACGAAUGGCUAGCCUACGGGGGAAGCGGAAACGCGUGAAUCGCUGGAUGACUCGGCUUGCAGCGCGUCGUCGAUGGAUCGAGUCGUGAAUCGUCAGAUCGCGGAUCGUGGAUCGUUGAUCCAAUCCAAUCGAGUGGUCCUCGUCUCUGCGAACUAAAAUGUGCUACUACGUCUACUAGAUACUACUUACAUUACGAUUGUAGCGGAGAGUAAUAAUUCUCAAAGUAAUCAGGUCUCGAAUUUCCGUAUUAGCUGAAUCGGGGUCACGACGACGUCGAGUCGUUUCCUUCUCCCGAGUUACGAACCGGUUAAUCGCCACGUUCUCUUCCGUGGCGUGGGCGACUUUGCCGCAACGAUUCUCGUCUGCGCGCGGAUUAAGGGGAUCCUGGAGUCGUAUUACCGAUGGAUAGCAUAUUAGGCAAGCUACAAGUUUGUAAUAAAAUUGUAAGUUUCGAAAUUUUUUCUGCUUUUUGAACAUAAAGUCCAGGUUAUUGACACGCAUUUUUGUAUAUUGUAAUUGUGGAAAAGGAUUUAUUAUUUUAUGCAACCAAAAAAAGUUUGAUUGGAAUAAAGUUCAGUGGUAAAACAGACGACUCGAGGAUCACCUUAAGGCCAGGGAGUUUAUAAGUUCUAUCGACGCGACCAGAAUCUCUCAAUCCAGGGCUGCUAAUCAUUUCUCGCUUCUUACGUUGAGUCGCGUCCCUUAACUUGAGCUUGAGCUUACGGAUGCAGUGCGACUUUCAGGACCGGAUUCUUUGAGCGGUGAGUGCAGGGAGGAUCUCAGUUUAUGCGAUCAGCGUUUUUAGCUUUGAGAAUCAUGUUCCAUGAAGGAAGGAAGAGGAGGGCAGCAUUAUUUCCGCUGAUCAUUGUGAUAACAAUACUGUAACGCGACGACGAUAUAUACUGUAACACAGGACGAUAAUUUUCGAAGCUGCCGUGAUAUUUGCUACUUCGCUGCGAUGGACGCUCGUUCGUUUGAAAUACUUCGCGUAUGUACCUGGUAUCACUAUCUUGCAAUCACCGCCAAUCGUUGUACCACGUGGUGGAUGUAAUGAGGUGCGUGCAAACUCAGGCAGAUUUCUCUAGGCGUAACGUAACGUUGAUUUCCCGUUGGAAAUUGUAUUAUUUUCCUGACCUAAUCGAUUUUAUCCGCGUACAUCGUGCCGAGCAUAAUGAUAAAAAAAUAAUAGAGUAUAUAUAAUAUACAUACAUCAUUCUCUUCUCUUAAUCGGAUGUCGUUAGAUCGUCAGCGAAAGCGACGUAGCAUUUUCCUGCGGUCCAACGAUUACUAGGAACGACGGGCCAAUGGUGUAAAUAACAAUAAGAUAUAUAUUAUAUAUAUUUAAAGCGUUUAUAUAGCGCUCUGUGUAGACCCGUCUAUUACUUUCUAUUAAUUUCUCCUCGUGACAAAAAAGGAUAAAACGGAGCGGAGUAGUUUUACAAGCGUGUCCUCCGUUCCUGUCACUGUACAACUCCACCUUUCGUGCACUACCAAAGAAGUGGACCGAUCAUGCGAUCCUGCUGUUUGUAAUAAUCUACAACGAGUACUGUGCUUCGAAGAGAGGAAGCUUUGCUUCUUUCUUUUGGCAUGCUCUGACCGAGCCGACCGAUAAAUUUCGGACAAACGAAAUUUUUGUAAAUCCCCCCUCCCCCUCCCCAUCUCCAGUCACAAAAAAAAGCGUCAACGCUGUCGGACGAUGAUUAUUUAAACACGCGCGAUAAAAGGGAGCUUUUUUUUAUCGUGCGAGCUGGCUUUCGAUGUCGAGCACGGAAUCUUUGUACCUGGCUCAGGUGGCGUUGUAACGGCAUUAAUAAACGAAGUUGCGGAAGUGAACUGCUGAACACGUCUCGGCGGUCAAAAGUACCCCCCCGUCCUCUUUGUCGUCGCGCCGUAAAAUCGAGUGCAUAUGCAAGAACGGUCCUAACUUCAUCUACCUGAAGUGAGAAAGAAGAGUAUCUUAACGUUCGAUCUAUCUUUUUUCAAGAUUUAGAUUAUAAAAAAAAUAUCCAAUUCCAAUCUAACGCGCUCGAGUGCGUGGGUAUAUGUGUAUGUGUUCGUUUCCACGGUAACUUCAAAAGGUUCCCGAACCGCACCGCAUACGUAUAUAUCGAUAUAUUUCUACGACGUAGCGAUCGAUCAAUGCACUUGAACUAUUUUCACACGCAGCUAAGUGCUGUGUGAAGUUCGGCGAAGGACGUAAAGUUCUGUUUCUGUUGAACGAAGUGUAACUUGAUAAUUUGUAAUUUGUCAAGCUGCUUAUCGCUUGGAUGGAUGCUUGAAUUCGCGGAUAAAUGGUUAUCUUGAACGAAAUGGUAGUGGUGUUCCUAUGAUAAUAAUUUGAACAGCAUCAGACUUCGGAGAAAAAAUCUAGGUAUAUCGUAAUGUACAUUUAUCGUGUAUAGAUCUACAUCUUUGUAUGUCGUUUAACCUGUGAUUAUACUACGUUUGACAUUUCAUACACGUGCUUUAUAUCAUUUUUAGUGAAAUUUAUUGAAUGUUGAAUUAUUUGCAUGGUGCACCUUGUAAAUGAUGAUAACGUAAAUAAUUUAUAUUACAACUCUCUCUCUUUCUCUAUAUAUUUAUUAUAUGUUAUGCGUUAUAAGUAGCUCCUGUGUUGUAAAUACGAAAAUAAAUUAUUUAUUAAGUUA
Messenger RNA from Ooceraea biroi (clonal raider ant), 7347 nucleotides. It is a transcript of the gene syd, whose product is annotated as JNK-interacting protein syd. Gene Ontology annotation, biological process: vesicle-mediated transport. The record is from RefSeq and is a predicted model, not a curated record. NCBI's taxonomy places the organism in Eukaryota, Metazoa, Arthropoda, Insecta, Hymenoptera, Formicidae. Gene Ontology annotation, cellular component: cytoplasm. Gene Ontology annotation, molecular function: signaling receptor complex adaptor activity; JUN kinase binding; kinesin binding.